AUGUACGACCACAUCUUUGAAUAUGUAGAAGAUAUAAAGCUUUACAGAAGGAAGGAGAGAUUCUACAAUGGUGUAUCUCCCUGGGAUGCAGACAUGACUCGAUUCUUCAUCACUGAAUAUCGCAGUGUUAGAGGAAUCAUGACGAAGAAGAGAGAAGCUUUCUUACACAUUUCAGAGAAGAUGAACCAAAAGGGAUAUGAUGUCACACCUUACACAGUAGAGAAAAAGUGGCACAACCUAAUCAAAACAUACAAAAAUGUCUUGGAUCGUGCAAUCCACAAGGGGGAGGAAAAAAUAUGCUGGGAAUUCUUUGAGGAUAUGGAUGAAAUUAUUAAGAACAACCCAGCUCUACCAGCACCAGGAAACCUUCAAGCACUAGCCAAAUCUAGGAAGGUGUAUCCAGAUCCAGUUGUCUCACCUUCACCAGUUCCAGAAACCAUAUCAGUGUCUCCAGAUUUCUUGCCUUGCCCACCAUCACCAGAGUUAAUUAUAACAACGUCUCACUCUUCUUCUUCACCACCCACAGUUGAAGGGGCUAACACAUCCUCUCCUGCCUUUAAUAUGUCAACACUGUUAUCUUCUACACCUUCUAGGUCUAAUGUACUAAAUAACUCUACUUCAUGUGUUGGCGUCUCUACGCAUUCCUCCUUGCAACCUACCGAGAAUCAAAACUCUUCUCAUACUCAUUUUGCAACAGAGACAUCAUCACAAACUCAAGCAACAUAUUCUUCUCAAAAUCAGAUUGUUUCCACAGCAACUUGGCCUACACAAACACUUCAUUCUCAAACUUCUGUCACAAAUCUUCCAAACAAUACAACACAUUCUUCUUAUAUGCAAUCACCCAGUAUGACUCCUUCUCUGUCUAAUGGUUAUGCAUCACACAUUCAGAAUUCUACAUAUUCUAAGGUAAUUGAGCCACAUUUGCACAUUAACACACAAGAUACAGGCAUGAUGAAAAAUGAUGUAAACAACAGAAUUUCAGUACAUGAUACUAAGAAAAGAAAGUGGGAAGAAAAACCUGAAAAUUUCACAAAUCAAACAGAGGAUUCAGAUAUGGAUCUGCUGACAGUUCAAAAAGAAAUGAAUGUUCAUCUCAGAACUCUGAAUUCAAAUAUUUUGACAAUGGGGCAUACCCUAAAUGAAAAUAUUCUUGGACUCAAGCGUGCUGUUGAGAGUAUGGUAGCAAUAAUGCUUCAAAAUAAAGCUAGUGCUUAGACUAUCAUGAAACUACUAUACCACAAGCUUUUAGCUUCCUUAUAGUAUGUUAUAUUUGAACACCAUUCUCCACCUAAAACUUUUUUUUUUUUUUAAUCUAAGAUGAUUUUUUUUUUAAGACUUUUUUUUCAGUUUUAACAGGUGUGUCUGUGUGUAUGUAACAUACAUAGAGGUUAUACAGUAUAUAUUUUGUUGCUGCAUGUGUAGAUUGUCUGCAUUGUAGUGUUUCUUAAAGGUAAUCAUGCAAAUAAUGAAUGAAAAAUAAAUUUUGCCAUGUAAAAUUUAUUUGAUCAAAAGUUAUGUAAGAGAUCAUAUGAAGCCUGCAGAUAAUAUUUGUAUCAACAGGUAGUCAUAUUUUCCCAUUAUUUGCAUAAAUAUACCUCAUCACAUCUAUAGUGGACAAAAUUUGUUUCUUGGAUUAGUACAUAAGAUUUAUCAUUUAGGAGAAAGUAUAUAUGUAAUAUUUUAUUUACAUUAGAACUAUUGCAUGUCAAAGAAUAUAUGAAAAAUUUUAUUCUCUGAAAAUGGUACAAAACUUAAAAAGAAAAAACUACAGUACAGUGUAUAUUAUAUUUUUUGAGUAAAGAUUUAAUAAAGUGUUUUCAGUGUUUGUAAUGCAUCUACGUUUUAUUUAUAUACUUUAAUUAAAAAGUAUUACAUAAUACAUUUUAAUAUGCAGAAACAAAAAAAAUUUCUUAUUGUCCUUGUAAAUCAGUGAGUGCAUAUGUAGUGUGGUUGGGUGGUAGCUUUGAUUAUUUAGUGUUUAAUCCAUAGAGAAAGUGGUUACCAUAAGACUAAAUAUCAUGAAGUCAUUUGUUUAUUUAUGUAGUAUAUAUUGUUACUGUAUAUUUAUUUUUUACAGUCAUCUGAACCUGCAGGAAUUGACUUCCACCUGUUAAUUCUUACCUUGUUUCUGCACAUUUGUUGAAUAUCAAUAACUAAAUCACCCUGGAUAUUAAGUUUAAAGUUAUCUCAUAAAUCUCUUGAUUAAUAAAAAUCAGUAAUAAUUAUUAUUAUGGAGAAAUGCUAAACCUGUAAGGACCUUACAGGGCUGGGAAAUAGAAGGCCGUUAGGAUUGAUCCAAAGGCACUCCUUGAUGGAAGUCAUUAGUGAUUGUUCUUUAAUAUCUGUGUAUUAAGACACUGAAGAUGAUGCUGUACAUUGCAUAGACUGUCAUUUUAAUAUUAAUAUUUUCAAGUUUUCUUUUGUUUUUAGUGUAAUAUAAAAACUAAUAAUACUCUACUAUUGUAAUCUCGUAACCUUAUUUAAAAAUUAGUACGUAUAGGUUGGCCAUCACUAAUCCGGCAUCAUCAGGACCUGUAGGGUGCUGGAUUAGUGAUUUUGCCGGAUUAGGGAGUUUGCUGGAUUACAGAGUCGUUAGGUUAGAAUACACUUAACCCAAUGGCGAUAUUUACGCAUCGGCAAUUUCACCUACUUUAUGCCCUAUUUUUAGCCCAUUCUGUUGAUCCGGUCUACCAAACUCAGCUAUUUUGCUAGUAUUCUUUCUAUACUGCCAACUGAAUACAAGAAACUGCCCAUUCACCUAUUUCAACUACCCAAUGAAGUGGUCAGAAAUUGGUAAUUUGGCCAGUUUCACACAAAUUUCAAAAAAUGCCAAUUUUAAAAUAGGGUCCAGAAUAAACAAUGCAGACAUUCCUGGCACUAAAAUAACAUUUUCUCUGUCCAUUAGUAAUGUCUCCAGGUCCCUCUUAUAUUACUCUUGCUUUCCAUUUUGAAUUUUUAUUCACACAAAAAAUAGAUUUACUGUUAUGUAGACUACUGCAUUAUCGUAAUAAUUAUAUAAAUAAUGUCAACCCAUUCAUGACCGCGUAUUAGACAGCCCAGUUGGACAUGUAUUGGAUGGUGACAUCGUUUGUUUACUCUUGAACAUCAGCAAAGAUUGAGCAUUUCUGCUACUUUGAGCUCAAUUUCAAGAUACUUUGUGUCUUGAAACCAAUCAAAAUCAUAACUAUUUCUGUAAUAUAUCUUCCAUUCUAUCAAAUGAGACAAAAAAAAAAAGGGAGAUUUUUUUUUUUUCCCCAAGUCGGCCGUUUCCCGCCGAGGCAGGGUGACCCAAAAAGAAAGAAAAUCCCCAAAAAGAAAAUACUUUCUUCAUCAUUCAACACUUUCACCUCACUCACACAUUAUCACUGUUUUUGCAGAGGUGCCCAGGAUACAACAGUUUAGAAAUGCAGUGGACCCCCAGUUAAUGAUAUUUUUUCAUUCCAGAAGUAUGUUCAGGUGCCAGUACUGACCGAAUUUGUUCCCAUAAGGAAUAUUGUGAAGUAGAUUAGUCCAUUUCAGACCCCCAAACAUACACGUACAAACGCACUUACAUAAAUACACUUACAUAAUUGGUCGCAUUGGGAGGUGAUCGUUAAGCGGGGGUCCACUGUAUAUACGUAUAAAAAUACACAAUAUAUCCCUCCAAACUGCCAAUAUCCCAAACCCCUCCUUUAGAGUGCAGGCAUUUUACUUCCCAUUUCCAGGACUCAAGUCCGGUUAUAUAAAAUAAAAAGAGAAUACAGCCAUGAAAACUAUACAAAAAUACACCGCAAACUUGCUGUUAUACACAAGAGUCGCAGUUUUUUUCUCAUGCACUGCAUGCUGCAUGAUUUAUUUUUGUAUAGUGCACAUUUACCACACAGGCCUAUUCUCUCAUAUGUAGGCCCAAAUUUACCAGUCACAGCUUAUCUGAGUGAGCUGAGCUCAUGGUGACUGACAGUGGCUUCAAAGCCACCUUAUCUUUUAUGGACAUAGUACGGUAUAUGUGCUUUACACAAUGAGAAGCAUUUGUUUUGUUCGUUGGAAUCAUGGCUCGGGCUAAGAGCAAGCAAGUUAUAACAAUAAAUGGAGAAAAAAAACUGGAAUGACUUAUGUAGCAAGUAGUGUCACCAAACAAUAGCAACAGGUUGGUGUGGUGACCCCAGAAAUUUGAAAUAAUGGUAGCCAAAAUUAGUGCCGGAUUACUGAUGGAACCAGAUUACUGAUUGCUGGAUUAGUGAUGGCCAACCUGUACCAAUAAUUACACCGUACAGACCUAGUUAAUAGUAUAAUUUAUGUAAAGUUGCACUAAUGAGGGUCUUCAAAAAGAGUAUAUGUUCUUUUCUAGUGUAUUAACCAGGGCAACUGUCUUUUUUUGUGUUGGGAAAAUAUAAAUAUUAAUUUAAUAAAGAAAGAAAUAACAGUAAAUUAAUAAAACAUUAAAUGUUGGUAAUAAUGUAAAUUUAACUCACAAUAAAUAAAUGAAAUUUACAAUAAUGUCAGUGCAUGACAGUAAAAGCUGCAAAAUGUGUCUACUCUUAUCUUAUUCAAUCAAGUUAUAGAACAGAUUUGAAAAAAAAUCAAAAGUAUAGUAUGCACCUGUGUAGAUACGUAUAAUUAGGGGUAUACCCUUAAGAGUUUACUUCAAAUUAUUUUUAGGGAUUCACUUUGUAAGUUCUGCUAAUGUCUAGGUGAAUUGUGGCCUUAAUAACCUCUGCAUUCCCUGAAGCACACCCCAUGGAAGACAAAUCCUCAACUCUUUUUGUCAGUUUGUGUGACUGUUUCCAUAAAAGAAAUUUCGGUAUUUGAUGACCCCCAGUGAGUUUAGUACUUUUUCAUUAAUAACAUAAAAAUAUAUAUAUAUAUGAAGAUGUGUUCAGGAAGUUAUUUCAUCUGUUAGGUUAGACUGACUGUCUAGGGUACCACAAAUAAUCUGAACAUAAUUUAACAAAAAUGUUACUUUAUUUUAUCAGUAUACUGUUAGCUAAACAGCAAAGCAGUCUACUGUCUUCUUUAUAUUUUCUACCCCUUUAUAUUUAUGAGUUUAGUGCUUCCCUUUAAUAUACUGUAUAAUAAUUUACUUGAUAAAAGUACAGUUCAUGUAUACAGUAUAUAACUCAGUUCUGUGAGCACUGAAACUAGAAAUUUUGUAAACUGUGGGCUUUAUUAGCUUUAUGUUAUUUUUAUAAAUGAAAUAGCAUACAAAAUAAUUUUCAGUUUUUUGUUUAUGGCAAUGAUAAUGAAAAUUAUCUUUUAUUUUAGCAUAAAUGUACUGUAUGUUGACUGGAUUAUCCUUUGAAAAUUGUUGAGUGUAUAGAUAUGUGGUUAUCCCUUGUGACAAGUUCACAAAGGAAAAUGUCAAGAAAUUCAGUAUGGUAUAUGUUUGUUGAAAAAUAAAAAAUUAGAGAUAAA
Messenger RNA from Cherax quadricarinatus, 5391 nucleotides. The record is from RefSeq and is a predicted model, not a curated record. Lineage: Eukaryota; Metazoa; Arthropoda; Malacostraca; Decapoda; Parastacidae.